AUCUUCCGGCCAGUGAGUCAUAUCAGUUAUUUAUUAGAUCCAUAGUUUCAGAAGUUAAUUCUGAAUUGGAACAGCCCAGAGCGCCGAAUCCGUAGAGGCAGAAGAAGAAGCGUUGGCAUGAUCAGUUUGCAUAUUUAACGAAGCGUGGCUUGCCGUCCGGUAUUAACACUGUUACUACUUACCUACCUGAAAUAGUGAUAGCAACAGUCGACGUGUACGUAUUCUAGAGCCUUUGUCGUCAAAACUGUCCUCACUUAAUUGUAGUCACGUCCAACUUCAGAUCUGUGAAUUCCAACCAGUAGUCCAAUAUCAACAACAGAAUGUAAUCAACCUGCUCGAACAAGAAAAGGAAUGCCGACUGCGUGCUCUGUAUUCUGAACUGAUGAACGGAGGUGAUUAUUCGUCUGCCGUCAGAGCGUGAAUGGAAAAAAGUAGUGAACUUAACAUUUGCUCUAGCAAGUCUUAUGUGAGGAAACAGAUUCGCCUGCUAAAGUACGUUAGGCAAAACACUUUAAAGAAAUGGUCAACAGGAUGUUUGGUUUGGGUACUUCAUUGUGGUCAGGUCGCAUGCAUUCAGCUCGAAAGACACUCGGGUUUAGUAUUCAUAAGUAAUUUAUUCGUAGAACAUCGUGGUUAUAAAACAUAUAUUUUUAUUGCCCCACCUCGAUCUACGUAAGAAAUUAGCAGAAAGAUACUGCGUUGCGCAUUCUUUCUUGGAGCUCGCUUUGCCUGGUAUUUUUAGUCGGGCCAGUAUUUGGCAGGGGAGGCAAGCUUAGAGAGAGUAUCUUUAGUUGCAUCCCUGGCUGCAGUGUUGUCACGUUUCCGAAUAGUUUGUGGGGGAGGUCGGAAGAAGUAACUAUGACUCAAGACGACGAAAAUGUGUAGCUCACAGGACACAACGCCGUUGUUAUAGCGGUAGCAAAAUCUGCAAUGCAAAAACAGUUCGGGGAAUUGACGCAGUUUUGCAGUCUUGGCCUCAGAUGACUGGCCGAACCCUACGGUCAGCAGUAAACACUUGCAAUAUGUGACAACGCUGAACGGACAUUUCGGCCCCCAAGAGUUCUCAUUACCAUUUCGUACUGUCGGGUCCAGAUCGGAACUGACCUUUGAAGAUAGCAGAAGGAUGGCUUCUCGUGCAAACAUAAAUGAAACUACUUCGGCGGCUCAGGCCAGAAGACAUCGCUACUCCCGCUCCACGACCGCCAGCGUAACUCAGCUGCUGAGUGAAUCGUGCUCCAGUUUGCUGCAGCGUAUCACCACGCGAGUACGCGGAACUUCCGCUGCCACCGAUAAUAUUACUGCAUCAACACCAGCAUCAUCUGCAUUUUCGGCAGCUCUUGGGUUGGGAACCACCAGAUCCAGGCUAGAAGACAAGUAUUCUGCGGUACUAGACAAAUAUGGACGUCGGCGAGAAGGUGCAGGAAAUCGCAGGGGUGCUACAGAAUCGCAACGGGUGGAAACAGGAUCAGAGCAAGAAGUUUCUAAAUCCCCUGUACCGUUAACCAAAAGUGCCACCACCGCUAAUGUGGUACUUGCGGAAAAGGCUUACCCCUAUGUGAGUAAAAGCUCAGUCGCUCCAGUUCGAGAGAAAACACCCUAUCGCCAUGGUGAACAUAGACUUCUGCAACAGCAGCAGCAGGUCUACAGCAGCAGUCAUCGCCAUAGGCAUAAGUCUGGUCAAGGGGAUCAUUCCCGCAGGGUUCCUGUGCGCCCUGUACGAGUUGGCAAAAGUGAACAGGGUGAACGGAGGCUGCUGACAUCUGGUUUACGUCUUUGUCCCGUUGAAAUUGAACCUUCUAGUAUUGAAUCUCCAAAGCAGGAACCUCCUAUAGACGAUGCUGUGAUUGAACGUGAGGUUAGACGGAAAGAGAUUCAGAGCCUGAUCAUGAAAUAUACUGCGUUGGAUGAAGCAUACAAUAAGUCUGUGGGUGAAGGAAAAUAUACAGUAGAGGAGUCUGGUGGAAGAGUUGGUGCCCCAGAAGGAAAAUACUACUUGUUAGAUGAUGCCUAUAACAGAGCAUAUGAGGCAGUCUCAAAUAAGCAAAAGUCAUUGAAAUCCUCAGAUAUUGCCAACAAGUACCAGCACAAAUAUGCGCCUGCCCUGGUGCCAACUCAGAGCUCUCGAGCACCCUCGGUGGAAGACGACGAAGAUGGCCACCUGAUAUAUCGCCAUGGCGACGUUCUUCAAGACCGAUAUAAGAUCCUGGCCACCCUUGGGGAGGGCACUUUUGGCAAAGUAGUAAAAGUUAAGGAUAUGCAUGUAGAUCAUGUGAUGGCACUUAAGAUUAUCAAGAAUGUUGAGAAAUAUCGGGAAGCAGCCAAGCUAGAGAUCAAUGCCCUAGAGAAAAUUGCAGAGAAAGAUCCUGAUGGCAGACACCUUUGUGUUAAAAUGCUUGACUGGUUCGACUACCACGGUCAUAUGUGUAUUGCAUUUGAAAUGCUUGGACUGAGUGUUUUUGACUUUCUGAAGGAUAAUAAUUACCAGCCAUAUCCCCUGGAUGCCGUUCGUCAUGUUGCAUAUCAGUUAUGCUAUUCUGUCAAAUUUCUUCAUGAUAACAAAUUAACUCACACCGAUCUCAAACCUGAGAACAUUCUUUUUGUUGACUCUGACUUCGAAAUUUGCUACAACAGUAAAAAGAAACGAGAUAUCAGGCGUGUGAAAAGGACAGACGUAAGGUUGAUUGAUUUUGGUAGUGCAACUUUUGACCAUGAACACCAUAGCACCAUUGUGUCUACGAGGCAUUACAGAGCACCUGAAGUCAUUCUUGAACUAGGAUGGUCACAGCCAUGUGAUGUUUGGUCUAUUGGCUGCAUAAUUUUUGAAUUGUACCUGGGUAUAACAUUAUUCCAAACUCAUGAUAACAGAGAACACCUUGCCAUGAUGGAAAGGAUUCUUGGACCCAUUCCAUACAGAAUGGCAAGAAAAACCAAGACCAAAUACUUUUACCAUGGGAAGUUGGACUGGGAUGAGAAGAGUUCUGCUGGUCGAUAUGUUCGUGAAAAUUGCAAGCCACUGCAUAGAUACCAGAACACAGAGGAUGAAGACCAUCGCCAGCUGUUUGAUCUGAUAGCUCGGAUGUUAGAGUAUGAACCUAGUUCACGUUUGACGUUGGGAGAAGCCUUACAUCACCCAUUCUUUGACAAAAUUCCACCACACCAAAGGCUAGAUGACUUCCGGGCUGCAGGCGACGAGGGACGAGAACGCAGCCAUUCCCUGUCUCGACCCUCUUGUGUGAAAGCUGAGACAAGGCCAUGCAGAACUUCAAACUCAAUUCCCAGCUGCCCUUUGCUGCAAGCACCGUCCAAGCCUGGCAUAUACCCAAGGAAAUGACAACAAAAUUGUACAGUGAUGAUGUCAUUAACCAUCUUCUUUUCAUCUCCAGCAUUGUUUUGCUGUAACAGACUAGAACAGUCAAUACAAGACUGGCUCGGAUGAGUCAUGCUGUUAUGUUAAACUAAAUGAAACUCAUACCAGCUGUUACUGAAUGCGUGUGUUGCUUCAAAUGAGAGUCACAUUAAAUGUGUGUUUGAAGUGAUAAAUUCUGUUGAGAAAUGUUUAAAGUGAUAAUUGGUUCUGCAGUACCUGUCAUUUCUGACACCUGAACUCUUUAACAUAAGCAGGUUUGGCCCAAAGCAAAUGCAAACUUCAGAGCAUUACAAAAAUUUGCUCGUGUUGACUUAUACAUAAUAUACAUAAUAUAUCACUCACAAUUAGUGCUUUUUUAUGUACAUAGUAAAUUGAACUCUUUUUAUGUUUACAGUUCCAAACAUGGUUGGUUGAUGGCUCAGUGUUCACAUGAAUAUGUGUAUUUAAAAGAAAAUGGACAGUCACAUAGUCUUCAUCCAGCCCACAAAUACCGAGUGCAUUACUGUAAUAAAGUUCUUUUCAAAAAAU
Cryptotermes secundus is the source of this 3895-nucleotide messenger RNA. It is a transcript of the gene Doa, whose product is annotated as dual specificity protein kinase CLK2. The record is from RefSeq and is a predicted model, not a curated record. Lineage: Eukaryota; Metazoa; Arthropoda; Insecta; Blattodea; Kalotermitidae. Gene Ontology annotation, cellular component: nucleus. Gene Ontology annotation, biological process: protein phosphorylation. The transcript has 11 exons. The coding region runs from base 1124 to 3331 and encodes 735 amino acids. Gene Ontology annotation, molecular function: protein kinase activity; ATP binding.